AUGGACCCGGGAACGAUGUCGUCAAAGAUGCAGAGCCACCAUCGUCCAACGGAACAACUCCCACACUCACCAAAGACGUGCGCGACUUCAAGGCACUCCAUGCCACCAGCAGAGCGCCCUAUCCUGAGAAAGAUCUUGCCGAGUACUAUGGUUUGA
Molecule: messenger RNA, 156 nt
Organism: Podospora bellae-mahoneyi
Lineage: Eukaryota; Fungi; Ascomycota; Sordariomycetes; Sordariales; Podosporaceae
Exons: 1
Coding region: 1-156 (51 amino acids)
Source: RefSeq, a predicted model, not a curated record